Ylistrum balloti is the source of this 9015-nucleotide messenger RNA. Its product is annotated as protein FAM13A-like. The record is from RefSeq and is a predicted model, not a curated record. Gene Ontology annotation, biological process: signal transduction. NCBI's taxonomy places the organism in Eukaryota, Metazoa, Mollusca, Bivalvia, Pectinida, Pectinidae. The transcript is spliced from 30 exons. Bases 335 to 3469 code for a protein of 1044 amino acids.
UCGGUGUAGACCGUUUAACAUCUACGUGAUUUAAACCAAUUUCAACAUUGAAUAUUUCGUGUCAGAGUGUCUGGAUUUAUUGAUUGGUCUGGAUGUUGGGACUACGCAUUCUGUCCUGUAGGUCACUGAAGCAGCCAUAACUAGUUUGCCACCACUCCUCCCGUAAACACCAGAAACACCUAACUCUAGUCAAUGGUUCAAGUAUAGAAGGAAAUGAAACUACAUACCAACUCAAGAGGAUACCAGGAGAACCACAUGAAAACAAUGUCAGACAUAACUAAUAUGGGUCAGGUUUAGCUAUCACAAGACAAACAGACUUAACACAGAUGGUUCUAUGGAGAAGGUCAGAAAGUUGCUGCAAAGUCCCGGGUCAAGGAGAAAAAUUGCAUCAAAUGCUCGGAAAACAUUUGGAGUACCCCUGGAUGAGCUUGUUCAGCUAGCUCCCACGGGUUCCACUGUACCUUUCCUAGUGACCCGAGUGUGUGAGCACAUCCAGAACAAAGGCUUCGAUCAUGAGGGCAUUUUUCGCAUUAGUGGAAGUGCUCGUGUUGUUGAAAAACUGCGUGCCAGUUUUGACAGUCAAGGUAAUGCUGACCUGGACGAGGACAAUGAUAUCAUGGCCGUUGCAGGCGUAUUGAAGCUUUUCUUGCGAGAGCUACCUGAUGCUGUCAUACCCUCCUCACUCACCAAGCAGUUUGUUAGUAUACAGGAAGCUUGUAUGAAUGACACAUCUGCCUGCAUAUAUAAACUAAAGAUGGCUAUCAUAAGUUUACCCAAGGAAAACUACAACCUGCUGAAAUACAUCAUGAGUUUCCUGGUGGUCGUGGCCUCCCAUGAGAAAUACAACAAGAUGAGCCCUAUGGCUCUGGCCAUUGUGUUUGGGCCUAAUUUAUUUAAGUGUGGAAUGGGUGUGGUAGGUUUGAAGGACCAAGGAACGGUCAAUCAGAUUGUCUACAAGUUCAUCUUCCAUUACAAUGCCAUAUUCAAGCUGGAACAUGAGACAAGCCCAGAGGAUUUCUGGCUACACAGAAGAAAACAGAAAACUCCCCCUCCACGCCCUCCCCCUCCCAAGCUUCAGGUCGUGGAUGUAGAGGCGCGACCCGUGGCCACUCCCAGAAAGUCGAAACUGGACUAUGACAGUACCCAGUACCAGGACCAUGAGGACUGGGACCACAGCGAGGACUCUUCCUCAACAAAUCUCCGACCUGUAAGUCCACGCUUCAGCGAUGACGAGUUGGUCGCUGGACGGGCCUCACCAUUCAUACUGGACAGCGAUGGUGGAUACAGUAUCAUUGAAUCCCCUAUUCCAUCAGCCAGGACCUCAGAGACUGUAGAAAAAGUGAUCACACAGACCAUUACAGACACACUGUUUGGUGACGAGGACCGAUCUUUUGUGCGAGACAGUCUGGAAUUUCACAGAGAGGCAAACACAGAGGAAGAUACAGCGACAGACACAUCUACAGGCCAUAUAGGAGGUUUAGGGAUGGACCUGCAGGAGGACUCGAGUGGUAACAGUAGAAUGGAGGAGGAGGCUGCUCCGGCUGUACGAGACAGGAUCAAGCAAUAUGAAGACAUGCCAUCAGAGAGCAUAGAAACAACUAAGGUUGGCAAGCAGAGGCCAAGCUCAUCUGCCUUCAACUUCUUUGAACAGAAAGGAAUCAUUAUUACACAGUUACCCAAAUAUUCUAGUACAGAAGAUGAUGGAGAUGGAAAAGAAAAUGAUGACAAAGCAAUGAGGAGCAGUCAGAACAAAGAUGACGACUUUGAAACUGUCAGCAAGAGGAACUCAGGGACACUGUCAAGUUUUAAGAGGCCAGCAGGACCAGCUAACCGACGCUCUCCAACUAGAAAACAUCGUGCUAGCGUGGAAGAAGUGGACUUUGACGAGGACAUUGAUCAACUCUUACAGGACACUGAAGCCAAAGUGGUGAUUGAGACCAUACCUGACAAUUCCACACAAAAUGCUUCGUCUAUUACACAAGAUACAGCCAUGGUCAAUGGAGGCAUUCCCAAACCUCGUGUAGCUUUCCUGGAACUAGCUGCAACGGAAAUCCGGCGCAAUGGUGGCUCCCCAAAUAGAUCUCCGAAUGAGUCUCCGUCGAGUAGCAGGAAGCCAUUUAUUCCUCCUCUUGACCUCUCAACUCUCCAUCAACAUAUAGAUAGCUCAGAUGCCAUCCUUGCCCAUAAGGGACAGUCAGUCUCAUACUUGCGUGCGGAGUCACAAAUCAAUGGUGAUGACAUUACAGACACUCAAGCUGUCAUCUCACCGCGCUCAGGCAAACUUAACAAACGCAAAUCAGACAUUGCCAAUACUGACAUUCCACCGUCACCCCCAGUUGGACAGGAUCAAUACAAGAAACACAGUACUGGCAGUGCAGAUGAUGAAUAUGCCGUUAAACUUCGACUGUACACCAAGAAAAUUCAAGGUCUGAAGAAGAAAAUUCGGCUUUUUGAAGAAAACUUUGAAAUAGAGAAUGGCUUCAAGCCAUCCCAUGUAGACAAAACCAACAAACCUGAUGUGAAGAGGUGGAUGAGUGACAUCACAAAGGCCAAGAAAGAGAUCAAAAAGCUGAAGGAGGAGGCCGAGAUGGGCAGUAGAAGUCGACACGGGAGUGGUACCUCAUCAAGUGGUGAGAGAGGGGAACCCCCAGAUCUUCCACCAACUAUGGAGCAGACACUGAUGACCAUUUUACAGAGGCUUCAAGAAAAACGCAAGGAGGUUCAGCGGCCGGAGGAUGUCAAUAUUAUGAACAGAGAACAAGUACAGGAUGAAAAGCUGUCUGUGCAGAAAGCUUUGUUACACUUUGAAAGUAUUCAUGGUCGACCGCGAACCAAAGAUGAUAAAGAUCUCAUGAGACCACUAUAUGAUAGGUACAGGACCAUAAAACGACUGCUCUCAAAACCAUCUUCACCACGAGAUAAAGGUGAGCUGCAAACAGUUCCAGAGGACCAACCAUUUGAACUUCACCCUGCUGAUGCCCGCUCUUCCAAGUUUAUAAACCCUAUCCAUGUACCGACGGCAGACACAGAGGAGGAGGAGGAAGGUGGAGGUCUAGCAGUACUAGGUACCAUGGACUUUGCCGUCACUCGAGAUUUCUCCAUCUUAAAGGACCCAUUACGAUCAACAAAUAAAGCGAAUGAGAAAAGAAAUGGCCAUUCACCAAAAGUGAAACGAAAACUUGACCUCUCAGAUGAAGAUAUCAUUUCUAAAAGUGCAGAAUCAAACCUCCAUGAAAUGUCUGUCCCAGAACUUCAAGAUGAAUUGCUUAGAUCCCGAGGGGAGAAAAAACAUUUAAGACGAUUACUCAGGAACUUUGAAGAGGAAUUUUUAAAGAAACAUGAUAGAAAAGUCCAGAGAGAGGACAGACUUCCCCUACAGUCAGAAUAUCAAGGUUAUAAGCAAACAAAGGCCAGAUUAAAGCUAUUAGAAGCAUUGAUAUCGAAAUAUCAGCAGUCAUCAGAUGAGUAGUUUUCGAAGUUUUCUCCCCUGUUCUUGUGAUAUCCAUUAUAAAGCAUUUUCCACAUUCUUGGCACAGCUGUUUCUGGACUAGUACCAGCCUGAAAAAAUUGCUGCUUUUGACUGGUGCCAUCUUCUCUGUGAAGACCAUGCAUAUGGUGGUACUACUCUGCUUAGUGUGCAACAGCGUAAAAACAAUACUCUGAUCUGUGUGUGGUUUCCAGGGGUUCAAAAUUGAAUACUGUUUACCUGGUGGAUUAUUUACUUUGUAGAAGACGAAGGGUCAUAUGAUGUCCAAUUUAAUUGGAUGUGGAUUAUAUAUUGUGGAUAAGGACAUGUUUUUGUUGACCAGACUUAAGAGCAAUUACAUUUCAUUGUGCUUCAUUUUCUUAUUAAAGCAGCAUCUUGUUCCUUGGUCUGCAAACUUUAGUCUACCAAAAUGUGUGCAGCAGCAAAUGAUGUAUCUGGCAGGCAGAACUUUGAUUGUGAAAUUAAAAUUUGUCAUUGUUCUGUUAGUUUAAUUGUUAAAAAAAAAAACCCCAGCAAAACCUUUAAUUUGCAGUUGAGAAAAUAUCUGUCACUGUGAAUUGUAUUGUUGAUAAAAAAGAAUCUGAUUUCAGACUUCACAAUUUUACAUAAAAAGAAUCAUGUAGAUGUUUUUGAUAUAAAAACAAUAAUGUUGUUUAUAAAUUGAUGUAGAAGUCAUCUACAGAAAAAGCAAGGAAACACUUGUUUUUACCAAAAAUGUAUGUGUCGUGCUUACCCUGGUGUGAUUUUUGCAUGAUUUCAAAUUGAUUUGCUGCCAUAUAUAAUUGUGACAUCUUGAACUGUCUUAAGGGCAUAAAAUAUAUGUAUAUACCAGUGUACUCUCAGUUGGAGUUGUAAGGAGAUGAAACAUUUUUAUUUAUUCCAGUGAAAGAGUAUGACACUACUGUGAUUGUACAAAACACCAGUUGACAUUGAGCGAUGCAUUGUGCAAGUUACGAAUAUGUAAAGUGAAUGUGUGCUGUAUGUAUAUUUUCAUGAUGAUGUUUUUAACUUUGAAGUAUUUGGUGUAAGGUUGUCGAAAGAGAAAGAGUUGUGAAAGAUUGUAAUAUAUGUAACAAGCUUACAUGGCUGUGAUCACUUAAAGGAUCUUCUUUUGUAACUUCUACCAAAAUACUGAUGCCAACAUGCGAAAAAGCCACUUCAGAAACAUCCCUGUCUGCUGACCAGGUAAAUGUUAAACAGAGAUUGUCUGCCUUAUAAAACCGGACCAGAUGAUUACCAUGUUAUGCAGCUGAGUUUUGGUAGAAUUGCAGAAUAUUUUCCCUUAAGUUAUAUUCAGUAGGCAGCAGAAUGGGGAGGCAAUGCCAAGGAGAACGUGGACAGAGGUCCACAUCGUCCAUGAUAGAUACACAGUAACUAUUAGUCCUUAGUCAAGCCUCUUUGAUUUGCCAUUUCAUCAAUUAAUGAUUCUGCCUCAGUUAUGUUGACUUUCAAAAUCACCCUGCCAACCUGUAUACACAUUACACAUUUUACAUUUAUAUAUACUUGUAUCCAGUUAUCCAUUUAUAAGUUUUUGUCUUUUUUGUUUAUUUAUUUAAAUGUUACUAGCAAUAGGGCUCACAAAAAGUACAGUAUUUACCUAAAAUAUUCUUAAUCAGUUGUAGUAUGGAACCUGAAUAUGAUUGAUCAGCUGUUACCCUGUGUACAUGCACAAGUGACCUUUUUGACUGAUAAUUCUUGUAAGCAGAAAUUCAGUUAGAUAUGUACAAAUUGUCUUAUUUCUAAAGAAGGUUACCUCUUUAACAACCCUUACCAAAAGCAAUCUUUUUGUAUGUUGUACUGAAGAAGAACCAAUUUCCUAUAUUGAUAUACAGCUUUAUGUCAGGAUGACAUGUAACAUCAUGUUCUUUUGAAAUCCAUUAUUUUUGCAGUGCCAGUAGGUACCUAACCAGUGUUGUAGUAAAACCUGUCCUAUUUCAGAGCAGAUUUGAUCAGAGUAUAUAUGAAUGUCUGUAAGAUUGGCAUGUACAUCUUGUCCAGGUCUAUGUUCAAGGCCAACAGGAUUUAUGGUGUUCCUGUCAUGAGACUGGUGACUUUCUUUGUGUUUCUUGGUAAGGUAAACAUUUCUAGGGUAUAGGAAAACUACUGUAAGUAUUGUUGGUUUUUUUGUGCAAAACAUGCAUUUACUUUAUGAUUCAAGCAUUUGUUUAACCAAUGGAAAUUUGUAAUGUCACAGAAACCUUUACAGCAUGUAUACCAAUACAUGGCUAUGAUAUGCAUUCAUGUAUCUAUAUCUGUGUGUAUCUACUAUGUAUCAUUGUGAUUUAUUGAUCUCAAACAAAAGGGUUUAUUGGAUUAAUUCUUGAGAGAUAAGGAGACAAGCUGACAACUAAUUAUAUGUAAAUGUUACAUGUUAUCAGUAAUGUCAAAUCACAGUAUUAAAUAGCCUUUGUAAUACAGUGCUGCACUUCAAGGAGCUCAUAUACUGUAUUUGCUACUUGUGAAUCAGUCACAGUGUGUAGUCUAAUCCUCCGAAAUCCAGAUAUAUUAUUUGUUGCGUAAUCUUCGUUAAUCCAGUGUAAUAUCUCUAAUGUUAUCCUCCUACACAGCUGUUAUACCUGUAGUGUAAUCCUCCUACACCAGCUGUUAUAUCUGUAGUGUAAUCAUCCUACACCAGCUGUUAUACCUGUAGUGUAAUCCUACUACACCAGCUGUUAUACAUGUAGUGUAAUCCUCCUACACAGCUGUUAUACCUGUAGUGUUAGCCUCCUACACCAGCUGUUAUACCUGUAGUGUUAUCCUCCUACACCAGCUGUUAUACCUGUAGUGUAAUCCUCCUACACCAGUUGUUAUACCUGAAGUGUUAUCCUCCUACACAGCUAUUAUACCUGUAGUGUAAUCCUCCUACACCAGCUGUUAUACCUGUAGUGUUAUCCUCCUACACCAGCUGUUAUACCUGUAGUGUUAUCCUCCUACACCAGCUGUUAUACCUGUAGUGUUAUCCUCCUACACCAUCUGUUAUACCUGUAGUGUAAUCCUCCUACACCAGUUGUUAUACCUGAAGUGUUAUCCUCCUACACAGCUAUUAUAUCUGUAGUGUAAUCCUCCUACACCAGCUGUUAUAUCUGUAGUGUUAGCCUCCUACACCAGCUGUUAUACCUGUAGUGUUAUCCUCCUACACAGCUGUUAUACCUGUAGUGUAAUCCUCCUACACCAGCUGUUAUACAUGUAGUGUUAUCCUCCUACACCAGCUGUUCUACCUGUAGUGUAAUCCUCCUACACAGCUGUUAUACCUGUAGUGUAAUCUUCAUAUACAGCUGUUACAUCUGUAGUGUAAUCCUCCUAUACAGCUGUUAUACCUGUAGUGUAAUCCUCAUAUACAGCUGUUACAUCUGUAGUGUAAUCCUCCUAUACAGCUGUUAUACCUGUAGUGUAAUCCUCCUACACCAGCUGUUCUACCUGUAGUGUAAUCCUCCUACACAGCUGUUAUACCUGUAGUGUAAUCCUCAUAUACAGCUGUUACAUCUGUAGUGUAAUCCUCCUAUACAGCUGUUAUACCUGUAGUGUAAUCCUCCUACACCAGCUGUUCUACCUGUAGUGUAAUUCUACACAGCUGUUAUACCUGUAGUGUAAUCCUCCUAUACAGCUGUUAUACCUGUAAUGUAAUCAUCCUACACCAGCUGUUAUACCUGUAGUGUAAUCCUCAUACACCAGCUGUUAUACCUGUAGUGUAAUCCUCAUACACCAGCUGUUAUACCUGUAGUGUAAUCCUCCUACACCAGCUGUUAUACCUGUAGUGUAAUUUUCCUACACCAGCUAUUACAUCUGUAGUGUAAUCCUCCUAUACAGCUGUUCUACCUGUAGUGUAAUCCUCCUACACCAGCUGUUAUACCUGUAGUGUAAUCUUCCUACACAGCUGUUAUACCUGUAGUGUAAUCCUCCUACACCAGCUGUUAUAUCUGUAGUGUAAUCCUCCUACACAGCUGUUAUAUCUGUAGUGUUAUCCUCCUACACCAGCUGUUCUACCUGUAGUGUAAUCUUCCUACACAGCUGUUAUAUCUGUAGUGUAAUCCUCCUACACCAGCUGUUAUACCUGUAGUGUAAUCUUCCUACACAGCUGUUAUAUCUGUAGUGUUAUCCUCCUACACCAGCUGUUCUACCUGUAGUGUAAUCCUCCUACACCAGCUGUUAUACCUGUAGUGUAAUCUUCCUACACAGCUGUUAUACCUGUAGUGUAAUCUUCCUACACAGCUGUUAUAUCUGUAGUGUUAUCCUCCUACACCAGCUGUUCUACCUGUAGUGUAAUCCUCCUACACCAGCUGUUAUACCUGUAGUGUAAUCUUCCUACACAGCUGUUAUAUCUGUAGUGUAAUCCUCCUAUACAGCUGUUAUACCUGUAGUGUAAUCUUCCUACACCAGCUGUUCUACCUGUAGUGUAAUCCUCCUAUACAGCUGUUAUACCUGUAGUGUAAUCUUCCUACACAGCUGUUAUAUCUGUAGUGUAAUCCUCCUACACCAGCUGUAAUGUAAUUCCCAACAUUAGCUGAUAUGCUACCCCAGUAGCCAUAUUAAAUAUUGACCAUGCUCAGUUAAAGCCACACAAAUGAUGCUAUAAACUAUUACAAGUAAGGACACAUUGUUACCUAGCACCAAGUGAAUGCCACAUUGUGCUCAACUUAUUAUGUCAUGCCACCUUUGUUAAAUAGAUCUGCUACCAAUUAAAUGUGAUACUAUAAACACAACAUGUUUAAUACUGUGACUAGAUUUACUAUUUUUCAUCAUGUUAUGUGUAGCUUGCUUUUCGUCACAAGUUUUCAAGUUUUCUGUUUCUGACUGACCAGACAUUAAUUCAAUGAUAUCAGGUCAAUACACCUGUGUAUCAAAUGGCCAAAUUAACCACUAAAUUAGGGUUUUGGUAAACCUAGGAUUAUCAUACCUGAGGUGUGAUGGACAGAAUGAUUAGUCAGUUUAUCAGACUUUUGUUUAUCUUUGGUAAGUAAAACUGGUAAAUAGAUUUAGUGGUCAUUUUGGCAAGAUCUUACUAGUGUGGCCAAUAAGUUGUCUGAUUUACAUGACAUCAUUGUUAUGGUCAGGUGUUGGUCACUUUGAUAUUAUGUGACAACACAGAUGAACAAAUACGAUUAUGUUUUAGUUAAUAUAUUCCUAAAUACUUCUUACACAUAGUGUGUUGUAUUCAUACAAGUGUGUUACACUGCUACUAACCUGUCUCCAUGGUGAUACUGUAGGGAGAACAUUCCCAGUCGUGAAUGAAUGGAUAGAUUGUUUGAAUGAACACAACUUGUACCUCUCUUGUUAGAACAUUUUAUUUGCGUCCAUAGUUUCACCACUAGUUCAUAGAUAGAUACCAGAUAGCUUAUUUUUUGUAUAGUUAUUUGCCAGGAAGUGCUGUAGACUACUUAGUAGACUUGCUGCCUGUUAUGUUGCAGCUCUGAUACAAUUGUUAAAUAUGUGUAUGUCCGAUGAUAAUGUCUUCUCUUUGACUAUAAGGGAGAGUCCAACAUUGUUGAUUUACAGAUGAAAGCUUAAUAAAAAGCCUUUUCUGAAACAUU